Annulohypoxylon truncatum is the source of this 1915-nucleotide messenger RNA. RefSeq lists its product as uncharacterized. The transcript has a single exon. Bases 334 to 1782 code for a protein of 482 amino acids. Lineage: Eukaryota; Fungi; Ascomycota; Sordariomycetes; Xylariales; Hypoxylaceae. The record is from RefSeq and is a predicted model, not a curated record.
UGAAUUUGUUUCUUUGUGAAUAUUACCGAGAUCCAAUAUUCUCCUUCUAUAAUAAUCACUUCAAUCUCUCUUCAACCUCCCUUCGACCUUCCCUCAUUCGACUUUCGAGACAACUUAGAUCUUCGACUCGGACGCAUGUACAGCUAAUAAGGGGAUAAGAAGCACUACAAGUUUGAACUUAAAUCGAACGCCAAUCGCGAUUUCUUCUGAACCUUUUUCGGCGCUUCUUCAAUUCAUUACUUGGACAAUUAAUAUCCUACCUGUUCCUUCGUCAAAAUCUCAUGUCCCUAUAAUUUAAUUAGCGCACUUUCCUCCCACCAUAGACAGAUUGUCAUGGAGUGGGGGGAGGGUGUAAAUAAGAUGGAAGCCAGGGAUACUACGCAUAAAUCGAGCGCGGAGUUCGCCAUAGACUUGGACGAUAGUUCCAACGGCAGAUUUACUAUUUCAACACGCCACUACCAUGCGCCUCCAACUAGAUCGGCGCCUAGUGCUCCAUACUACUUCUCUAAUGUCGCCUCUGAAGAGUCAGGUAGCAAUCGAUCGCUUUCCUCUCUUAUUGAAAGACCAAUUUGGGAUGGAUGGCAAAAAUACCCCCCACCCCCUGUCCCGCGAUUAGACCUGGACGAUGUUAAGAGAGCGCCUGGGAAAGGAUUACGCGACGUUGAGGAAUUUACGGACCAACAUAUUCAACGGUCUACUGCUCUCCGAGAAGUAAUGGAAGAGACCUGGUCCAUCGCAAAAGAAAUCGAGCAGGAGAGAAAGUCAAAUAAGGAUAAAGAGAAGAAUAGUGAUGAAAUUCCUCAAGAUGAAACUCCUCAAGAUGAUCGAGUACUCUUUGCCGAAAUACGGAGGAUGUAUUACUCAUUCACGAGUAUCGAGGGCUGCGAGAAUUAUGCUUCUAUUCGCCGCCACUAUUCAGAAUCUCUGAAACGUCGAAGCCAACAGCCACCACGAACACCUUCAACAGUCGAGCGCUUGCUUGGUUCAGAUGGAUCACUUCCCAAGGAUGAUAUACCCCGAAGCAGCCAAUUGUAUUUUCUUGGUUCACCGCCAAAGCUGUACAUUAUUCCUUUCGACAAAGCUACAGCUGCCGGCCUAGAAGAUGUUGACCCUUCAAACUCAACACACUCAUCUCUCCCGAGCGCACUCCAGGUAGAGGCGCCUCAAUCCGAACUAUGCCUGCCGGCCGCACCCUUCCUAUUUGGACCCUCCCGUAGUCAGCCUAAAAACGACAAUAUACCAGAUUGGUUCCCGCUCCUCAAAAUACCAGUGCAAGGAGAUGAUAUUGAGUCUCGAUGGACAAACUUUCUCGAGGCUUUUGGCACGGUGGAAAAAGGAAUAAGAUUGAAGGACGAUAAGCCAAAGUGGGACAAGAUGUGGCAUGAACCUCACCCCAAGUGGCAAUACGAAUUCCGCGUUAAAAAAGGCGGCUGGUGGAAGUGCCAAUCUGGACCUGAUGCUCCAAAGGUUGAGGCAGAAUGCCGUCUCUGUCAUAAAGCGACUAAGCAAUCGAAACAGCCGACCAAUCUGGAAGAACGCCGUAAGGAGAUAAUGGACGCUAUCAAUGAGGCGAUGAAAGAAGUUGCCGAACAAGACAAGGCUGCGGCCCUAGCGAUGCUACGUCAAGAAGAUCAACGAGAUAAGGCCUCUGAGUAUAAGCUAUGGGUGGAGGAACAGCAGGAGAACAGAAAGAAAAUGCCCGAAAAGACAGCUUAUCACCGGACGCAAAGUUACACUUUACUUCGAGGUUAUGAAGAGCCAUCCCACCAGGUUUCCCCUUAAUGAUUUCGACAAGCUCGCAUAAGCUGGUUUAUCCAUCGGCGGAGGCGUUUAUUGGUGGUUAGGAUUAGUAGCAUUGGCACGACUCUGGCGGAUAUUUUGCUUUAGGGAGAUUUGCAAGAUUCACGAUAGGAAU